Messenger RNA from Fusarium keratoplasticum, 1278 nucleotides. Its product is annotated as BTB domain-containing protein. The record is from RefSeq and is a predicted model, not a curated record. Bases 1 to 1278 code for a protein of 425 amino acids. Lineage: Eukaryota; Fungi; Ascomycota; Sordariomycetes; Hypocreales; Nectriaceae. Gene Ontology annotation, molecular function: protein binding. The transcript has 3 exons.
AUGGCCCGAGCCACUGAAGCCGGUGGCACAACCGUGACGGUCCAUACCCUGGCCGAAGCCAUGAGUGCGCCUUCGGGCCCGCCCAAUGUCGUCGUGCUCGAGAGAGACUACCAAGAAGAUAAUGAGAAGAAGCUCCCCAGUGCAUCCGAGGAUCUCUGGAUCAGCUCCGUGGAUGGGCGGUAUUCGUCCCCGCCUGUACCAGUUCGGGUCGGGCCCUUGAAUAAUAUCCAGACAUUCUACAUUCACAAAGAUAUCCUCACCCGGGCUGAGUGGUUUCGGAAGGCUCUUUGCGGCGAAUUCAGGGAAGCUGAGGAGCAAGUCAUUGACCUGCCCGAAGAGGACCCUGCGAUAUUUCACUUCCUAGUCGCUUUCCUAUACGAGGGUCGCUUCGAACCUAUCCGGCCAGCAGCGAGUGCCCUAGAACCAAGGAUCGACAAGGGAAAAGGCGUCGAAGUAGCCCCAGAACCAGCAGAGGCCUCAGACUCAGGUUCGUCUGACAAUUCCUCUGGCUCAGAACGGAGUUCAGGUAGCCCAGGGCCGGGGUGGAGAUAUCGUCGCCGACGGCGUGUGCAGCUUAGACAAGCCGCCGCGGACCGGAGCCAGGAGAAACAACCCGGUGUUCAUCGACCUGGGUGCGGUUGUCCUCGAUGCCUCGCCAGACGGGAUUUCGCCAUGUGCUGGCACUGUGGUGCUCGUCGGUUCCCUGGUGAAAAUGGAGGGCAUAGAGUCCAGGCUCCUGGGCGGCAUCCGCCGCCAGUGCCCUACCGACCAGUCCAGGCCGGCCCGCCGCCUUUGCAAGACCAUCCCGUGCGUAUCCAGGGCGAGGACUUACGGACAUGGCUUCUGGCUUACGAGCUCAACCUUGACGUCUACAUAUGUGCCAACCGCUUCCUCAUGGACGACUUUCGCAAGGCCGUGAUGCGCUCAUGUGUCGAUAUGCUAGAGACGGCAGGGGCAGAUGCCGCACAGACGGAGGUUCUGCAAUUGACAAAAAAGCUAUACAACGGCGUACCCGAGAUCGACCCCUUGCUCAAGAUGGUGCUGGCACGAGUGGGUUUCCUCCAACCCCUGCUGUGGAAACGAGCGCCAGAGGAAACAAGCGAGUUUCUGGUUAGCAACCCAGAGCUAGCUGCUGCGAUACUGAGGGAAACAGUCAUGAGGCACGAUGCCAUCUCGGGGGUGGCGGUCUUUCCCUCGAUGGAACACGCAGGGGAAAUGGGGAAUACAGCAUAUGAGAAUGAAAGGCAGCAUCUGGAGAGGACGAUACCCUACUAUUAG